AAGUUCGUUCCACUUCAUGUCCAAUCUGGAGACUUGGGGCAUGUCCUCAAAGACCCCCUUCCCUCCGAGUUAUUCCUGCAUUAGUUAAAUAUCUACAAGUAGAGUAGCUAUUCUGUACUCCCUCUGAAUUGCGCCCGGGGAUACAUGCAUCAUCGCGACUUCAACCACUUAUUUUAAAACAAGACAAAACAAAACAAAGCAAAAGCAGCAAAAGCAACAACAAAAAAUACCCAUGAUUUGGGCGGUGGUCGUGGCUGUUGCCGUCAUCGCUUCGGCAUGGCUUGUUCGCAUUAAUUCGGCUAUGCAGAGUGUGCCAGAAGACGUGCAGAAAGCCUCGCCCAGUCGUUGGACAAAAGAUCAGCUUCGGAAUGUUUAUCAACGGGUGAAACAGAACCCGAUCGACUUCAUCCGGCUUCUCCCGCCACGUCUGGAGAGGCGGUAUGUUGUUGUCGGCGGGUCAGGACUCGUGGGAGGGGAUAUUGUCUUGCAGCUGCUCCAGCGUGGCGAGUCGCCUGACAGCAUUCGUGUUGUUGAUUUCGUGCCGCUCAACCGGCGGGACAUGGUCAAGACGGCCGCCGGCUGUGAUUUUGUGAAAGCUGAUAUCACAUCCCGGUCGUCUGUCGAAGCCGCCUUCUCGAAGCCGUGGCCCAAGUCUGUCGCCAAGCUGCCCCUGACUGUCUUCCACACCGCGGCCGCUGUCCGGCCUCAGGAACGUAACCCGCUCUUUUACGGCCGCAUUAGCCCUGUGAACCGGGAUGGCGCCGUGAACGUUCUCGAAACGGCCCGGGAAGCCGGCGCGGAUAUUUUCAUCGCCACCUCGUCUGCCUCCGUCAGCAUUGUCCCCCCUAGUUUCUGGAUCUGGCCGUGGCAGAGCACCCCCAAAAAGUACUUUCAAGUUGCCAACGAGAAGGACUUUGACGCUCCCCUGCGCGCGCACGACUUGUUCUUUUCCAACUAUGGCCGCUCCAAAGCCGAAGCCGAGCGCGCGGUCUGCGCCGCCAACCAAGACGGCUUCCGCACGGGCACCAUCCGGCCCGGCAACCCCAUCUACGGUCAAAAGACCGACCCCGUCAUCGGCAUCAUGCUCCGGCUAGGGGACAACGUGACCUGGAUCGCGCACGUCGUGCAGAACUUUGUCAACUCGCGCAACGUUGCCCUCUCCCACCUGCAGUUCGAGGCCGCCCUCGCCCGCAAGGAGGGCGGCGAGCCCAUGCCCGCCUGUGCGGGGCGCACUUUCAACGUGACCGACCCGGGCCCCCCCGUCGCCUUCGCCGACAUCUACGAGGCCGGGGAGCACCUGUCGGCCACGCGCGUGCGCACCACCCGCCAGAGCCCCGUCGUCCUGCUGCUCGUCGCCCACGCCAUCGAGGCCUGGUGCCUGCUGCUGGCGCGCCUGCCCUUCCUGACCUCGGUGUUUGGCCUGCGCGAGCCGUCCGGCCCCAUCCACAUGCUCCAGCCCGCCAUCUUUAGCGUGUCGGUUCACACCAUCAUCGACGACAGCGCCGCCCGUAAGAGUGUCGCUGAUGGCGGGUUCGGGUACCAGGGCGCGUGUACUACCGUCGAGGGGGUGUGCGAGCAGAUCCUGGAGUGGAACCGCGAGCAUGAGGGCGCGGCGGAAGAGGUUGGGGAUGUGCCGGAUGGGAAGAUGGCCAAGGCGGCGUUGACCGCGAAGGGUGUUGCGGCGUGAGCUCGUGGUUUUGGAGACGGCCACUACGAGGGCCAGGCAGGGCCGGUAAUCAUCUGUAUAUAAGAGCUUGUAGAAAUAAUGAACGGAUAUCAACCAGACUCGUCUAAGUAGUUGUGCACCCCGUCUUGAGGAUCGGAAAACACUCUUGGUUUUACUAGUGUAUGAAU
Chaetomium fimeti is the source of this 1854-nucleotide messenger RNA. RefSeq lists its product as uncharacterized. NCBI's taxonomy places the organism in Eukaryota, Fungi, Ascomycota, Sordariomycetes, Sordariales, Chaetomiaceae. The transcript has 3 exons. The record is from RefSeq and is a predicted model, not a curated record. Gene Ontology annotation, molecular function: 3-beta-hydroxy-Delta5-steroid dehydrogenase (NAD+) activity. Gene Ontology annotation, biological process: steroid biosynthetic process. The coding region runs from base 233 to 1687 and encodes 484 amino acids.